This is a messenger RNA of Diprion similis, 1906 nucleotides long. RefSeq names its product esterase E4-like. The transcript has 8 exons. The record is from RefSeq and is a predicted model, not a curated record. Lineage: Eukaryota; Metazoa; Arthropoda; Insecta; Hymenoptera; Diprionidae. Bases 19 to 1785 code for a protein of 588 amino acids.
CAGUAACAAACAGCAAUCAUGUUUGUAGGUAAGAUUGCCUCGAUCUCGUGCUGUCACAAAGCAACGGCGUGUCUGGUGGUGAUUCUUCUAAUAAUCACUUGUCUUACACUCUUUGGUAUUAUUCCAACGAUAAAUGGGGGCAUUCCCGCUGGCGAGGAUUCGAUGCGUCCGGAAACGACGACACCGCAAGGAAGACUUAGAGGUAUAAAUAUGGUCACACACCUUGGCAGAAAAUUCUCGGCCUUCAUUGGAGUCCCGUUUGCCGAGCCACCGGUUGGAGAUCUUAGGUUUAAACAAGCUGUCCCGGCAGGUCCUUGGAGCGGAACACUGGAUGCUGACCACAUGCCUAACGCAUGUAUUCAGAACGAGGUGGAGCUCAUGGGGGAUGAGGACUGCCUUUAUCUUAAUGUUUAUACGCCGCAGCUUCCCAGUAGCAAAAAUGCUACGCUACUGCCAGUGAUGAUCUACAUCUAUGGUGGACAAUUUAGGUUUGGAACGAGCACUCCUGACCGAUGGAGUCCAGAAUUUCUUCUUAAUAAGGACAUAGUUCUCGUAGUGCCGAACUAUCGUUUUGGAAUACUGGGAUAUUUGAGUACCGGUGACGAAGUAUCACCUGGAAAUAAUUUACUAAAAGAUAUAGUCGAAGCUCUGAGAUGGAUCCAAAAAAACAUUAAGUAUUUCGGUGGUGAUCCCAAUCGAGUAACUAUCUUCGGUGGAAGUUCAGGCGCUGCUAGCGUUCGCAUUUUAACUGUAUCUCCUUUAACAAAAGGGCUCUUCCAUCAAUACAUGACACACAGUGCACCAGGACUCUCGCCUCCUGUUCCUGAACCGUAUUCGGUGGCCGCCAGGCGAGCCACUAAGUUGGGUGAAUACCUUGGUUGUCCAACCAACACGUCGACUGCCCUUGUUAAUUGCCUGAGGACUUUCAAUGGGUCAUACUUGUAUGAAACAGAUUUGGUGAUGAAAGAAAUGCACAUGGCUAGAUCUACUGUUUGGUAUCCUGUUGUCGAACCUGACGUAGAAGGUGCAUUGAUUACGGAUACUCCAGAUAAUAUCAUUGCCAAUGGCGAAAAGCAUGACUUGCCAUGGGUGGCUCUCGUCACUAAGGAAGAAGGAAUUGUUACAACUGCAGUAUACUACAAUAGACCAGACUUGUUCCAACAAUUUUUAGACGACGUUGACUCUCAAUUAAUUAGCUUCUUGAGAUAUGACGUAUGGUCAGCUGAUGUCGAUGCCCAAACUACUGCUCUGAAGUCUCGUUACCUGAACGACCUAACUGCCGAUAGAAAAUUGCUACUACACAAUUUGACUGACAUCAUUACCGAUUACCAGUUCAUCUACCCUACUUACAAAGACGUUAAGCAAUAUGUAAACAAUUCUGCUUACAAGAAUUCCGUAUACUUGUGCACUUUUGACUACCAGGGCACUUUAAGUUAUAGCUACAAAUUUAGUGACGGUAACACGGAGGAUUGGGGCGCGGCACACGGUGAUGAGCUGCUUUACCUUCUUCCUGGACCGAACGAAAUGUUUGGGCCACCGGGCUUGGAACGUAGUAAGAUGGACCUAAAAAUGGUUGACUCGAUGGUAGAGCUAUGGACAUCGUUUGCUAUCAAUGGGAUACCGACUACUACAGCACUUAUUGACAGUGCAAUUUGGGAACCAUUCUCGUCAGAUGAAAAAUAUCUUCAGAUCGGGAAUGAACGGGAUGCUGGAAUUAAGGUUAAAAGUGGUUUUCACGAAGAAAGAAUGCAGUUUUGGGAAAAGUUCUAUGCUGCUGAAAAGUAGAUUUAUUUUGAACUGCGGUUCCUAAUCAGAAUCCGCAUUCUCUGCUUAAAAAUAUUUUGUUGUGACUUACCCGUCGGAGAACCUGAAAGAGAUAUAGCAAUAAAUAUUUGAUGCCGAUCUU